Tachysurus vachellii is the source of this 1897-nucleotide messenger RNA. It is a transcript of the gene fam131aa, whose product is annotated as family with sequence similarity 131 member Aa. The record is from RefSeq and is a predicted model, not a curated record. Bases 181 to 1023 code for a protein of 280 amino acids. The transcript is spliced from 5 exons. Lineage: Eukaryota; Metazoa; Chordata; Actinopteri; Siluriformes; Bagridae.
GAGAGACACAAGCAGAGUGUUGUGUCUUUAAGGAACAGGUGGCUCAGAACAGUGACGCGUUAAUGGCACUCACAGAGGAGACACGAAGCCUUUGUGCUGUCUGUCGGAGCCGUAAACGAGCACCAAGCCGUUAUUAAUGCGACAUGAAUCAGGAAUAAACGUGUUUAGGGGCUGUGACUGAUGUGUGCGAUGCUCCUGACGGCUUUACCCCAGUUCGGAUUAAAGGUUGAUGAACCUGUUGAAAUGCUCCCGAAAUCCAGAAAAGCGCUCAGCAUCCAGGAGAUCGCAGCUUUGGCCAGAUCAUCACUCAACGGCAUCUCUCAGGUGGUGAAGGAUCAUGUGACCAAACCGACGGCGAUGGCUCAGGGUCGAGUAGCACACCUGAUCGAGUGGAAAGGCUGGUCCAAGCCCUUAGAGCCGUCGUCUGCUACGCUGCAGUCGCAUUUCAAUUCCUACUCGCAUCUCAGUGAGGGAGAGCAGGAGGCCCGCUUUGCAGCAGGUGUCGCGGAGCAGUUUGCUAUCGCAGAAGCUAAACUCAGAGCCUGGAAUUCUGUGGAUGAGGAGGAUGUGGAGGAAGAUUGUUCUGAAGAGGAAUUUACUCACAAUAACGAUUUAACUGUGACCACUCAGAGCUCAGAUGCUGUGCUGUCCAAUCAGGAUAGCUUGAUGCUGUGCCAAUCUGAAACAAACCAGAACAUCAGUGAGGACUCCAGCCUCAUCCUGAGUCACUCAGACAGUCAUCAAAACUCAGAAGAACCGCAAGCACUACUAAUCCCAGCAGAAGAUCUCCAGAAGCUCAAACGUAGGUCCUUCUGGAGCAGAGGUGACUCCUGCUACAACUCUGCCUCCUACUCAGAGUCCUGUCUAUCACCAGAGGAAGAGGAGGAUGAGGAACAGGAUGAAGGGGAACAGGACAAUGUCUUUCAGGAGGUGAUCUGCUGCUACAGCAUGUCAAAUACUUCAGGAGCAGCAUCCUUCGAUGACGGGAUAGAUGUGGAGGACGGAGAAAUGUCCAGGCAGUGAUGUGCUCUCUCUCUCUCUCUCUCUCUCUCUCUCUCUCUCUCUCUCCCAAUCAUAUCUUGAUAAAUAUCGUCCCUUUAGUGUCUCCUCGGUCUGUCAAUCAUAUUGACAUCUGGUAAACGAUCAAUGGACACGUUUAACUUCUCCUUCAUUUCCGUUUUCUUCUUCUCCUCCUUCUCUCUUUCCGGUUUCACCACGCAGUGAAUGUAUCAUCGUGGAAACGAGGGACUGGACCAGGAGUUUAUGAGUUUAAUAGUUAGAGGAUGUCAUGGUUUCGAUGUCCUAAUGUUAUGCUGUAGAAAAUCGUUUCACAUAAGAUGAGGACAGAAGAGUUUCUCACCACCUUUAUUUUCAUUUGACAGCAUGGUGGAAACGGGCAUUACAGCAUUACCAUGUGAAGGAAACAAUGCGUCUCUUCUUUCUUUCUCUCUCUCUCUCUCUCUCUCUCUCUCUCUCUCUCUCUCUCUCUCUGGUUUGCUUUUCUGCUCCACUGUGAUGUGAAAAGUUUUCUGUCGGCUGCUGAAUAAAAAGGUUUCUGAGGCAUCGUGUCUCAGAGGCCUCGAGAUGCAGCAGGUCUACAUCAGGAUUGUAACGGAACCUUCUAUGACACGGCAGUAGAACCUCAUCGACGUGGAUAUGAUGCGCCACAGUGAAGUUACACUCGUGAUUUAUAUUCGACGUGGCAUUAUUCUGUAAACGUGGCCUGGUGACGUCACCGUGUGUGUUUGUGAGUGGGACGUGCAAUCUUUAUGUUUGUUUGUUUUUUAAAUGCUUUGUAUAAGAAUCUGUUGAGGAAUUGCAUUGAUCACAUGACUGCAUUAAAGUGAAUGAGUGUAAAUUUCUCCCGGUUUCUGUUUUUAAUGCAGCGAGUCCAAGA